GCGCUGGCGGCUUUUGCGGCUCUCCGGGUGGAGGCCCUGCAGCCCACGUCGAUUACCUACAGCGCGGCCAUCAGUGCUUGCGAGGCUGGCAAAGAGUGGGCAUGGGCGCUGGUGCUUUUGCACGAGUUCCAGUUUGCCGGCCUGGAGCUCACCUUGCGGCCCUUCCGAGCCGCCCUGAGCGCCUGU
Symbiodinium sp. CCMP2456 is the source of this 186-nucleotide messenger RNA. NCBI's taxonomy places the organism in Eukaryota, Dinophyceae, Suessiales, Symbiodiniaceae. The record is from the annotation of a GenBank genome assembly.